Acinonyx jubatus (cheetah) is the source of this 2726-nucleotide messenger RNA. It is a transcript of the gene PEX10, whose product is annotated as peroxisomal biogenesis factor 10. Gene Ontology annotation, biological process: protein import into peroxisome matrix. The transcript has 6 exons. Bases 67 to 1047 code for a protein of 326 amino acids. Gene Ontology annotation, cellular component: peroxisomal membrane. Gene Ontology annotation, molecular function: zinc ion binding; hydrolase activity. NCBI's taxonomy places the organism in Eukaryota, Metazoa, Chordata, Mammalia, Carnivora, Felidae. The record is from RefSeq and is a predicted model, not a curated record.
GCGUCAUCGGGCGCCGCCCGCGUGGGCGUGGCCACGGGGGUCACCAGCACCCUGCGCGCAGCGAUCAUGGUCCCUGCGGCCGCCGGCCCUCCGGAGGUGGUUCGCGCGGCGCAGAAGGACGACUACUAUCGCGGCGGGCUGCGGAGCGCGGCGGGCGGCGCCCUGCACAGCUUGGCGGGUGCGAAGAGGUGGCUGCAGUGCAGGAGAGAGAUCGAGCUGCUGUCGGACGUGGCCUACUUCGGCCUCACCACGCUUGCAGGCUACCAGACCCUCGGGGAGGAGUAUGUUGGCAUCAUCCAGGUGGACCCGUCCCAGAGCCGAGUGCCCUCGAGGUUGCGCCGUGGCGUGCUGGUCGCACUGCACACCGUCCUGCCCUACCUGCUGGACCGGGCCUCGACGCACCUGGAGCACGAGCUGCAGGCGGACGCCGCCGGCGCCAGGCCCUCGCAGGGCAGCCCGGCAGCCGACAGGCGCGGCCGGCCGGGAGCGAGGCUCUGGGUGCAGCGGCACGUGGCCGCGCUGACCGAGCAGCAGAAGAGGGUGCUCCUGCGGGCCGUGUUGGUGCUCAGGCAGAGCCUCGCCUGCCUCCAGCGGCUCCAUGUUGCCUGGUUCUAUAUCCACGGUGCCUUCUACCACCUGGCCAAGAGGCUCACGGGAGUCACUUACCUUCGCGUGCACUCCCCACCUGCAGAGGACACGAGGGCGCGUGAAAGCUACAGGCUGCUGGGGUUCAUCUCCCUGCUGCACCUGGCCUUGUCCGUGGGCCUGCAGCUCUACGGCUUUCGGCAGAGGCAGCGCGCGCGGCGGGAGUGGAAGCUACAUCGCGGCCUGUCUCAUCGCAGGAGCCACGUGGAAGAGAAAGCCAUUUCCAGAAACCCCCUGUGUACUCUGUGCCUGGAGGAGCGCCGACACUCAACAGCCACGCCCUGCGGCCACCUGUUCUGCUGGGAGUGCAUCACCCAGUGGUGUGACACCAAGACGGAGUGCCCUCUCUGCAGGGAGAAGUUCCCUCCCCAGAAGCUCGUCUACCUGCGGCACCACCGCUAACCUGACCGAGGGCAGAGGAGCCCACGAGUCUUUCUUCACGCCGGGAGAAUCCUGAUCCGUUCCCAAGGUCAACUUGCACAGAAAUCACAAAAUUCUCGAGUUUCACUUCACAUCACAUAAGCGACGCUGCCAGCAGCUCCGGCAGCAGAGGCCGGACCUGCUGGCGAAACGGCCGGUCCGGGGCCUUCGGGCGGGAAGGAGGCCGGGGCUCCCCGUUCUGUGGACCCCCGAGCCCCCGGCAAGCAGCGGAGCCCCCCUUGGGGACCGGCUGCACCACAUGCCCGACGCGGCACAACCAGGUCGCUUCUGGUCUCCCUCCCUUCCCCAGACCGUUCACGUGCCGACAGCGGCUCUGUAGGAGGCACGUGGUCAGGGUUUGGCCUGAAGGGGCAAGUGUGGCCAAGAGCAGAGAACGCGGCUCAACAGUCACCGAGCCGCCAGCCCCGAAGACCCAAAUCCUCGCCCUGGUCACCAGAGGCAGGCUGCCGGUGGCUCAGGCACACCGUUCACGGGAGUAGAGAGACUCCGAGGGGCUGUACCUCCACCUGAGAAGGUCAGCACGUGCCUUUUAACACACAUGCGUUUGUUUCCCAUCUUAGAAAACGAAGUCUGCACCUCGGCUGAGGUCUGCCCGGAGUUCCGGGUGCACAGCCAGCCUGCCCGAGAGGGUCUCUGCUUUUUUAACACCUAACCCACAGCCGCUCUCAGAGCUCAGUCUCCCCGAGGCUUGGCAGGCCGGCUGCACACACCAGGUCACCGCUGUCUAGCCUUUUGGUUACUUUUAGGUCUUUAAAAGUAUUUAGUUUCUGCCAGAGACGGGACAUUGCCACAAGCUUCUUUAGGAGACCAGCUCCACAGAAGUGUAGGAAAGUUCAGGCUGUUAAGGGUGAACUGAAAAUCAGAUUCGUAAAGGGUAAGAACCUGUGGUCAGGAUGUCACAUUCCCUGUCGCGUCGUGGGCUUGUGAGAGAGGCCUAUGCAGAGAGUUCCGGAAUCUGAUGGACUGGACACGGUUGUUCGGGAAUACACGGCUCCUCGGCUGACAGAGCUCACCGCCUGAGACAGGCCCCAUGACCCUGCCAGACAGAAGCCGACCUCCGGAUGGAGAGAAGCCUGAGAGAGGCUCCACGGUUUGAGGCCCAUUACCUACGCUCUCACCGAGCGCAAACAAUUUCCCGUCACAUCUGCGGCCUGAGCAUUUGCUAGGAAAACAGGAUGAAGAAUGAAAGUGUCUGGAGUUUGAGCAUCUCCAGAGCUACAGUGUCGCCUCAGAAGUAUGGAUUGAGAACAUCAUUUAAAUACCAAGAUUAAAAUACCGAACGACCUACACAAAAGGUCUGAAUCGGGCCCUUCAAAGCAAGAGGAGCUCAAUUUCAGAUCUGCACGAAUUGGCAAAAGAAAAGCCAGACAAUAAACAUUCAGUGCCUAAACCCCUAAGAUGGAUGGGACACUGGUCAGUCAGAGCUGCGCGCCUGCCCCCCCCCCCCCGAAGGGCAGGAGGAAGCCCCCGUGUCUGCACCUCAACACCCACCCCCACCCCCGGGGCCACCCCACUCACCCCUGUGGAGGCCGUGCGCCUCCCGGCCGGGUUUGCUCAACACUGGUGAGCUGCAGUGUUCCAGAUAAAGACUCCACAAGAAGGGGGACACUGUCUUUAAUAAAGUUGGAAUUAAAAAGUCA